Malurus melanocephalus (red-backed fairy wren) is the source of this 5357-nucleotide messenger RNA. It is a transcript of the gene MSANTD2, whose product is annotated as Myb/SANT DNA binding domain containing 2. The record is from RefSeq and is a predicted model, not a curated record. NCBI's taxonomy places the organism in Eukaryota, Metazoa, Chordata, Aves, Passeriformes, Maluridae. The transcript is spliced from 4 exons. Bases 3278 to 4462 code for a protein of 394 amino acids.
CCACGCUGAGCUCUCGGGGGCCUGUGUGAGCUCAGGGCUCUGGUGUCCUGCAGAGGAGCAUUCUGAUCUGGUUCCUCAUGCUGGAGACACAUGGAUGUCAUCAGCCGCUUUCCUGCAGUGCUGCGUGGCUCUCCCAGGAGUUUGAGCUGCUGCUCCUCUCCAUUUCUUUUGGAUAACCCACAGAAAUGGGGUUGAGGCAAUACCCCGUGUAAGCCUCGUGUUCCCCUGCCUUGCACAAAGCUUUUAACCUACAAGUUUAUGAGCUGGAGCUAUUGCAGAAAGUUGUUUCCAUCUGCUCCCAGGAACUUGAGAACGGGGACUUCAGGACCUUUCACUGUCCCUUACAACCACUCCAGGCUUCAAAAGCUGUUUCUUUUGUCCCAGUGUAGUUUYAUCUUGUGUUGCCUGUGAGUAUCCUGGCAUGAUGAGCGAGGGAGCUGUUUGACUCUGCUGUUCUUAAUGUGGGAUAUAAAGCUGAGAGCUCCUCUCCAUUAAAUAAAAGAGCGUCUUUGAAGCUGAGUGUUGUGCUAAGAGCAUGCUGCUCUGGGACAGCAGGACUGCUUUAGGCUGCUAUCAAUUAAUCAACUUAAAUAGAUGAAUGUGGACACAGCCAUAGGCCACCAAACUGCUCUGCAGAGCCCGUAGCUUCUGCCUGAGUAAGAGCAUGUCUCAGAGCAGGGAUCUGGAAUUCCCUGUGUUGGACCACUGCAGGUUAUAUAUAAAAAGCUUGCUGUGGUCUGGUUCUCCCUCAUUUUAUUUUUUUGCUGGAAGGAGGACCAURUCUGCAGCCUUCCUAAAGUUGCUCCCUAAGGUUUUUCUCAUCCUCAUUCUGCAGUUCCUGCAGAGCUCCAGGUUCUUCGGUGGCUUCACUUGUAGAGAUGAGGACUCGUGAGUUAGAAAUGGUGAGAAAAUCCACAUUGAGCUUUGUGACUGUCUCCUCCCUUUGGUUUUCCUAAUUAUAAAUUAAGUGGGGAUAAUAUGUGUUCGUGUUGCAGGCAGUGUUGCAGAACAAUAAGCAAAAUCCUCGGUCUCUUCCAGUCUGAGCAGUCACUGGGCAGUGAUCAGGUCUGUUUUCAGUUCCUUGUCCUACAUUUCCUGCUUUCUGUAUCUGUAUCAAUAUAUGUAUGUGCACUUCAGGAGCGACGGAGCAGGAGUUGAGCUGGACCUCGGGAGGAGUAGAGGAGGUGCGUAAGAAAAAAGCGGAUCUUAGAUCUCGGAGAUCAGAAUAACCUGGUGAGAGAAAGGUUAAGGAUUAUAAAAUGUCCAGGUUUCCUGAGGUCAGAGCAAUUAGUUAGGUCUUACCGGGCUCUCUGAAGAAGAGAAGCCUGUGGACUCACACGAAACAAGGCUGACUCAUGGUAUUUGGAGGGAGCAGCAUGAGAAGUUGUAGGGACUGCACGUUGGAGGCACUGGGGAGGACCUCCAAGAAGAAAGAGCUGGCAGGAAUCUUGGCUCUCCAGCACACAAGACAAAGGAGCCACCAGCUGCUUGGCCACAGCCCUUCUGGUGCUUUGGAAAGCCCUGAAUUUGAGAUUAUCUCCCUCAAAUUUAAGGUUAUCUGGUUCCAGAAGUGGAGGUAACACAGCCAGGUGAGCAUCUGGGCAGUACCACUGAAAGAACCUUGACCUUACAGAGUAAUGAGCUGWAUCAAUGAACACUAUUGCUCAUUURUUUUCCUCCACCUUCCUGUGUUGCUCCCUUUAGUUUUUCUACCAGUCUGCAUUGACUUGCUGCUAAAUUAUUUUGAUAGUGAAAUAAACCAGCUUGCAUCCUGACUGAAAUAAUUAAUUACUACUAGGCUACAACCCAGUGUGGGAUCCUCCAUGACCCCAUGGGUGGGGAGAGGUGUUGGAAGCACAUGCUGAAAAUAGAGUGUGAAAAUAAAGUGGCUGUGGGUGUCGGGCAUUSCCAGAGGCCUUGGCCAAGAGUAGGGAUGCUUUGGAAACAGUUUGUUUCACUUGAAGGCUGCUAAUAAAUUCAGCUGGAGGCUCUAAAUCCAUUAUUAAUUCCGAUGGAUAAGCUGGGGCAGAUACAAGAACUGGGAUUUGGGAGAUACAUUUUUUUAAAAUUUCACUUGGGUGGACUUUAGAAAGAGUCUGGGAGUGAAAUGACUUUGCCCUUAUCAUUCAGUAAGAUUUGAGCAGAAAGGAGAGAAAUUGUGCUGAGAAAACUGAAUUCUAACAACCAAAUGUGGCUAUAUCCCAGCCUGAGGGAGCCCUCUUUGCACCAGCAAAUACCAACAGGUUUCUAGGCUGGGUUUUGGCUCUAGGUUGCCAUAGCUGGUUGUUUUCCACCCUGCUCACAGACAGAAACUUUAAAUGUGCUGSUGUCCAUCCAGAGAGGAUCUGCCUGUUUAUCCUGAAGUAGUUGUGGCAAAAAUGGGAAGGGUUCCACCUUAAACUGUGGAGUAAGUGGUGCCUGUUGCUGCCUGUGUGUUUAUAUGGGUUAUUUUUUUAUUUUGUGUUAUAUUCCUGUGUUUUUGUUUAAAACAGCAGGGUAAUACUGACUUGCUGCUUAGCGGUUUUGCUUCUGCCCCCAGGGCUCUGAAUCUCAGGAGGAAACUGGUUAGAAAUGUAUCCCUUUGCUGCUGAUGCUGUUAAACCAGUGUGUGAGGAGCAUUAGGUAGGUUCCAGCUUUCUGGAGUUUUAAAAGUUCCUUUCUUUGGGGGGAAAAACAGGUAACUUUUGUAAUGAUGUGUCCAUUACAGUCCUCCUGCAGAAAACAAGGUAACAGGACUAGCUCUUCCCAAAUUAAUGMCUCUCUUGAAUUCCAGAGGCAGCUAUGCCAUUCGAGUUAGAACCUCAGAAAUCUGAUAAAUUUAAUUUUAAAAAAAGUUAAUGUUUUCUAGUACUUUACCAAUCCAAAAUAAAAGUAAUGUCCAGCAAACCUGGGGCACAUCAUUGUCUUUAAAAUUAGAGCAGUGGUAGAAUUAAAACCACAUUGAGGGUUGUGUAGAAAGCUUUAGGGUUUUUUUUUAGUUAUCGUUUGCUCCAGAUUAGGGGGAAAACAUGAAUGGAACUAUGUAGGUUUAUACAGCAGCAAUGAGGCUUAGCCAUUGGUGUGGGGUGUCAAAGGGAUCACCAAAAGUGGAUGAGGCUUUGGCAUCUGUGGGGGAGGUUUUGCCCCAGCUUUGUUUGAGAGGCUGCUCAGAUGGAGCCACCUCAGUGCUGUUACUUACUUGAUGCUUGAUGUCAAAGUCUGGGGACUGGGAGCAUUAUUGAUUUGACCUCUUUUAAAUUUCAGCAGCUUCACAAGAGACAGAGUGAGUUAGUAAGGAAUGCAAAAAUAUACGCUCCGCAGGUGCUACAGCCGCGUCAAGGAGCACGGCGUGGGGAAGAGGAAAAGCAGCUACACCUUUGAACAGCUGGAGCAGGUGUUUGGGCAGGGAGGAUGGGACUCCCAGCCCUGCCAGCCCGUCCUCAUCAACAGCAGUGGUUUGUACCAGGAGCUGGAGUCGGAUGGCAGUACCAUGGAGGAAUACUCUCAGGAGGAUUGGGGAAACCACAGUCAGGAUCUGCACUGCUACCAGACUGGCGAGCAGGAGCUGGAUGAAAUGCCUACCACGAAAAGAACAUUAAAGAUAAAACAGGAAUCUUCAGAAGACACGCAGAAGCGCGACGUCAUGCAGAACAUUAUGCAAAUCUUGGAGUCGGUCCAGUUGAAGUGGGAGCUGUUUCAGAGCUGGACGGACUUCUCCAGGCUCCACCUUUCUAACAAACUGGCCAUUUUCGGCAUCGGGUACAACACCCGCUGGAAGGAGGAUAUCCGUUACCACUACGCAGAGAUCAGCUCCCAGGUGCCCCUUGGCAAGCGGCUCCGGGAAUAUUUCAACUCAGAAAAACCCGAGGGUCGGGUGAUCAUGACCCGAGUACAGAAAAUGAACUGGAAAAACGUUUAUUACAAAUUCCUGGAGAUCACCAUCAGCGAAGCCAGAUGCUUGGAGCUGCACAUGGAGAUCGACUGGAUUCCCAUCGCUCACUCCAAGCCCACCGGAGGGAACGUGGUGCAGUAUUUAUUACCAGGAGGGAUCCCAAAAAGCCCUGGCCUGUACGCCAUUGGAUAUGAGGAGUGCCACGAGAAACUCCCGUCCCCACUGGCCGAGCACCGGGCACCCGACCCCGGCAAUGAGACUCCAGGGGAGCUMGAGGUCCCCUCGCCACAGGCCUCCCUUCGGGUGGAUAUGGAAUCCGCCCGGAUUAUCUACUGUUACCUCGGCAUCGCCGAGGUUCGGACUCUCCAGCAGUGCCUGUUUUUACACUUCCAGGCAAACACCAAAACCUUCAGCAAAGAUUGGGUYGGGAUCAACGCCUUUUUAUCUCAGAACUGCGUCGUAGAGCCCGGUGUCUCGCCCAAAUCCAUCUACAUCAAAUUUGUGGAAGUGGAGAGGGAUUUUCUGUCUGCCGGCUCUUUGGUAGAGUGCCUGGAAAAAGCCAUCGGGUACCCCUUAAAAUUUAACAACUGAGUCUCGUCCUUCAUAAGGAUCAGGGCUUCCUGCCCCAUUUUCCAUCUCACUCGGAUCCUGUCCGUUCACAUCCGGGCACGUUGGACAUUCCCGCCUGGAAUCGCGUUUUGGGGUGCGCGGAGGCCGCGGGCGCUUCCCCCGCGCCGGGCCCGGCUCUGUGGGCUCUGUGGCCGGARCGGCCGCUUGCCCGGCGGAGCGGCGUGGCGAGGAGGAGCGCCCGGCCGUGAGACGACUGUCGGUACAUUCCACACGGGACAAGCUCGUACACGCGGCGUUUUCAUACACAAACUGAGGGUUUGGUCUUUCCUUUAUUCCACGGUGUCUCAUUUGGACGCAUCCGUCUCUAAGUGUUACUAUGGAUCUGACUCAAUAAGCAAUAGAUAACGGCGAGGGAAACCCCGACUCCCGGCCCGGGGACUGUUUUUCAAAGCCACCCUUAGAUAUCUUGUAUAUAAUUUAGAACUUCACUUUUUUCACCAUUGAGUGUUCUCCUCUCUCCGAACAGUGUUGCCUGCAAAGACUUUGGGUUCCGUGAUGUAUUCCACAUCCUUAGUAGCGUUGCCAUGUCUGCUUUUAUUUUAUUUUAUUUUAUUUUUUUAAYGUUAAAAUAAUUCCUGGCCUUUUUAUUUUUUCUUUGGUUUUUCUCUUUAUGUUUUCUCUAUUUUUCUCUUUUCUGGUCUUUUUUUAUCAUUAUUUUUCCCUUCUUUUUCUCUUAUUUCUCUCGUCUUUUAUUUUUCUUUUUUUUUGUAUUUCUCCUUUUCCUUUUUUGAUCUUUUUUAUCUUGUUUUAAAAUUUCUUUAUAAUUUUUUUCUUUUUCUUUUGCUUCUUUUAAUUCUGUUUUUUUAAUUAUUUUUAUUUCCACUUUUAACCAUUUUUUGUCUUUUUUUUUCUCCUU